UCAUUCUUUGCAGGUCGGUCCCGUCCGUGAUGUGUACGGCGAUGAGAGGUGUUGCGAGAGCAAAUAUAAUGCGGCGGAACACAUCAAAGAUCUGACACACACACACACACACACACACACACCAUAAUCCAUCUCACCGGCCCGAAGGUGCUCGACGUGCACGAGUACGCGUAAAUCAAAGCAAAGCCAACGAAGAUAAUGGCGAUGGCUAAGUUGGCCGCUAACUGCUGCAUUGUGAAUAUGAAAACGCGUCUCGUAGUCAUGCAAAGCGGCUCCGGCUGAAACGUGGCACCAACAAGCACUUCGGUCGUGGUGCCGUCGGGGUGGUUAAUCGUCUUGUACUCGAGCGUGGUGGGCCACUCUUCGUGAGCGGCUUCAUAGCCCGCCGCCUCCCUGAACAGGCCAGGAGAACCGAGAGACAGUCAUUUGUAUCUGCAUGAUCUGCUCUCACGAUUCAUUCCAGUACCUGAAUUCACCAACCAUCGCAUCUAUAAUACGCUCCUCGAGCUCGCGACGCAACAAACGGCCAGAGGACUCUCUGUGCGGGACGCUUGUCUGCCUCGCUUCAUUCAACUUGAAUGUCGCGGCUGUGCUCGUGGCUGAUGUGAAAGAUGCACGUCUUUCAUCGUCGCCAUGCGUUGUGGCCGUGAUGCGGUUUCCUGUUCCAGCCGCGCUCACUUCAACGUCAUGGUGCUGUUCUUGCCACAGGCUGACAGAGGAUGAGAGAUUGGACGAGAAAGUCGAGAGGGCGGCUGGCUGGUCUUCGCAUUGGUCCCCAGCUGAUUGAGGCGGCCUCACAGCCUCUCCUAUCGGAAUCAUACUGAACAGUGCGGAGGAUCAAAAGAGGGAGAAGGCCGAGACCCAUCGGAUUUUAGUUGAGGCGAAG
Molecule: messenger RNA, 886 nt
Organism: Vitrella brassicaformis
Lineage: Eukaryota; Vitrellaceae
Source: the annotation of a GenBank genome assembly